Cotesia glomerata is the source of this 2210-nucleotide messenger RNA. RefSeq names its product kinetochore protein NDC80 homolog (gene Ndc80). The record is from RefSeq and is a predicted model, not a curated record. Gene Ontology annotation, biological process: attachment of mitotic spindle microtubules to kinetochore. Gene Ontology annotation, cellular component: Ndc80 complex. The transcript has 2 exons. NCBI's taxonomy places the organism in Eukaryota, Metazoa, Arthropoda, Insecta, Hymenoptera, Braconidae. The coding region runs from base 160 to 2094 and encodes 644 amino acids.
CGUUGAAAGUUUGAAUUAGUUUGAAUGUUUACAAGUGGUUAUAAUUACAACAACAAACGUUUUCAAUACUUUGUAAAUAAAUAGUUUUGAAAUUAAAAAGUUAGUGUUAAGAUAUAUAAAAUUUUUCUUUAGUUAAUAGUUCUUAAACUAUAAAUAACCAUGAGGAAAACUUCGAAUGGUCGUAAAUCUUCUCUGAAUCCUGUCAGAGUAUCGAUACUGGAUAGAGAUGAUAAAGUUAGAUCUGAGCCCAGGGUAUCAAAUAUUAGUAAAUCAAAAGCACUCUCAGGUACUGAUAACUCUCAAAUACCUAGACCUCGGAUCCGGAGUGCUUCAUCUGAACGAGGGAGUAUCAGGCGUUCCAAUUUAAAACCACCGACUGUUUUAGGUAAAAAAGCAUCUCUUGGUUCGCAUAAUCAGUUGACUACUCCAAUAACACCACGAGUAAGUUCGAAUAAACCAUAUCUGGACUUACCAACAGGACCUAGAGGAAGAUCGCCAUCAGCUGAACGUGCCAGUGGGUUAAAUAGUAAUAAUUCAUCAAAAAAAGAUACAAGACCUCUUAAUGACAAGAAUUUUCAAUCGCAAAUGCUUAAUAGAAUUGAUACUUUUUUCAAUGACGCUCACCAGUCAUCAAUGCUCAAUGCAAAUGGUAGUUUAAGACCGGUAUCUUUAAAAAUUUUUGUAUCAGCAUCAGAUUUUUUAUUGAAACUUCUUCAUGUUAAACAAGAGCUGAGUUCAAAUAAUUAUAUGGAAGAAUUACCAAAAAUAGCUAAAAAAAUUCAUUAUCCUGGUACGAUGGCUAAGUCUUGGUUGAAAACAGCAAACACAAUGCACUCUUGGCCGCAUGUACUCGGUUGGUUAUCAUGGCUUGUCGAAAUUUCCGAAGCCAAAGUGGUGGCUUUUGAAAAAUUUCAAUUACACAGCAUACCAUUCGUUGACGAUGAAGAAGGUGAAAUAAUAAAUCGUAAUAAAUUUACAAAAUUAUUGGAGCUCUACAUCGCUUGGAAUGAUGGACAGUUUGAGCAAGAGGAAGAUUUAAUAAAAAAAUAUGCAGAAAACAUUGCUGAUAAUCUCGGUUGUACUGAUGAAAAUAAAGUUCGUGUCGAUGAAGAAGCUUUAGAAACUAAAAAAAAGUACGAUGAACUUGAUAAACAGUAUGAACAAAUGUUAAAUAAAUUUCAAGAGUCGAAAGACCAAAUAAGAUUGUUAGAAGAGGAUGAAAUGAAACAAGAAACUUAUGAAAAUGCUCAAAUUCAAACGUCGAAAGAUGAACAAAUUAGAAUUCAAAAGUUAGAAAAUGAUACUGAUAAUUUAAACAAAGAAAAAGAAAGAUUGUUGAAGAAAAAUAAUGAACUUAAUGAGUGUAUAAAAACCCAGUCGAUGACUGUUGAAGAGCGCGAUGAAAUAGUGAAAAAAUGUGCCGAAUUAACUAAAUAUUUGAAAACAUUCGAUGAACAUUUAGAAGAAUUGCGCAGAGAAGUUUGGACUCUCGAUAUAAAAUAUUCAAGUAUGCUUGAUAAAUUGAAUUCCGCUGUGUUAGCCUACAACAAAGAUAUUGUUAUUAAUAUUACGGAAAAUUCGGAUCUAUACACUUUACCAUGUAGUUCGUUGAAUGAUUUUAAGAUAAUGAAUGAUCUCAAACCCAAAGUUGAUGCUAUUAAACACUUAAAUGACAACAUGAAAAAGCAAUAUAAUAAUUUUACAUCAAUGAUUAAUUUGCAUAUGAAUCAGCUGGAGUCUUUGCAAGAUAAAAAAAAGUUAAUGGAGCAAGAAAAAGAUGAAAGGUUGUCGAAAAAUGAUGAAAAAAAACUUUUGAUUAAAAAUAUUAAAUUGCGCGCUAAACAGGAUGAAACUAAACUGCGUGAUUUAAAUAAAAAGUUAGAAGAUGAAAUUAAAAGUCUUAGAGAAUCACUUCCAGAUAUCCAGGUAGAAGUUAAUGAAUUACUUGAAGCUCAGGAAAAAUUAGAUGCUGUAGAAAGGCGUAGAAUAUAUUUAGAAAAUUCUGCUGAAAAAUUUUUCCAUAGGUUUUAUGAAUUGUUAGCUAAUGAAAAAAAAGAAUUUUCAAAAAACUUUGAUAAAAUACUGGAAAUUUGAGUUGUGUCAUUAUUGUCAUAAUUAAUUGUAAUUUUUUAACUAUCGGGCAUGAUUUUUUUUUUUUUUUACUUUUGUAUUAUAGAGAUGGAGUAUGUUUUAAAUAAAAAUAAAUUCUU